Molecule: messenger RNA, 2224 nt
Organism: Suncus etruscus (white-toothed pygmy shrew)
Lineage: Eukaryota; Metazoa; Chordata; Mammalia; Eulipotyphla; Soricidae
Gene: EPS8L2
Product: EPS8 like 2
Exons: 20
Coding region: 95-2224 (709 amino acids)
Biological process (GO): positive regulation of ruffle assembly; regulation of Rho protein signal transduction; Rho protein signal transduction
Cellular component (GO): plasma membrane; vesicle; ruffle membrane
Molecular function (GO): actin binding
Source: RefSeq, a predicted model, not a curated record
CGGGGCGCACGGACAGACGGGCCGACCGAGCUGCGGGUGCUGGCGGCCAGCAGGCCCUGACUCAGCCUCCGGAACUCGCUGCCUCGGACCCACCAUGAGCCGCUCGGGCAGCCCCGGCCGGUCGGACGGUGUGCCCAAGAUGAGUGCCAAGGACCUGUUUGAGCAGAGGAAGAAAUACUCCAACUCCAACGUCAUCAUGCACGAGACAUCCCAGUACCACGUCCAGCACCUGGCCACGUUCAUCAUGGACAAGAGCGAGGCCAUCGUGACGGUGGACGACGCCAUCAGGAAGCUGGUGCACCUGAGCGCCAAGGAAAAGAUCUGGACGCAGGAGGUGCUGCUGCAGGUGAACGAGAAGGAGCUGCGGCUGCUGGACGUGGAGUCCAAGGAGGAGCUGGAGAACUUCCCGCUGCCCACCGUGCAGCACAGCCAGACGGUGCUCAACCAGCUGCGCUACCCGUCGGUGCUGCUGCUCGUGUGCCAGGACUCGGAGCAGAGCAAGCCCGACGUGCACUUCUUCCACUGCGACGAGGUGGAGGCGGAGCUGGUUCACGAGGACAUCGAGAGCGCCCUGGCCGACUGCAAGCUGGGGAAGAAGAUGCGGCCGCAGACGCUCAAGGGACACCACGAGAAGCUCCAGCAGCGGAGGUCGGUGCUGCCCGCCGCCCAGGGCCCGGCGCCCAUCCCCUUCCAGCGCUACGGCGGGGACUCGGUCCCCAAGAACCGCGUGGGCCUCCCGGUGCCGCUGAGCGAGCCAGCAGGGUUCCGCCGCCGGGAGUCCCAGGACGAGGAGCCGCGCGCGGUGCUGGCCCAGAAGAUCGAGAAGGAAACGCAAAUCCUCAACUGCGCCCUGGACGACAUCGAGUGGUUCGUGGCGCGGCUGCAGAAGGCGGCGGAGGCCUUCAAGCAGCUCAACCAGCGCAAGAAGGGGAAGAAGAAGGGCAAGAGGGGCCCCGCAGAGGGUGUGCUCACGCUGCGCUCCCGGCCGCCCUCCGAGGCCGAGUUCGUGGACUGCUAUCAGAAAAUCAAACUGGCCAUCAACUUGCUGGCCAAGCUGCAGAAGCACAUCGAGAACCCCAGCGCGGUGGAGCUGGUGCACUUCCUCUUCGGGCCGCUGGACCUGAUCGUCAGCACGUGCGGGGGCCCGAGCCUGGCCGCCUCGGUGUGCAGCCCCCUGCUGUCCCAGGAGACCGUGGCUUUCCUGCACGGCCACCUGACGCCCAAGGAGAUGGAGCUGUGGAAGACGAUGGGGGACGCCUGGACGCUGCCCCGCGCCGAGUGGCCACGCGACGCCCAGAUCCCCUUCUACAUGCCCAGAUUCCACAGCGGCUGGGAGCCUCCGCUGGACAUGCUGCAGGAAGCGCCCUGGGAAGUGGAGGGGACGCCCACGCCCCCCAGCAGCACCGAGCCCACUCCAGGGAACCGGUCGUCCUUCCGGAACCCCACAAGGCACAACCCGCCCUCUGAGCCCGCGCCCAUCCGAGACCCCCCACAGUACCGGGCUCCCAGUCCUCCCAGGGCCUACGAGCCUGCCCCCACCGUGACCAAGUUCGCCCGGGUCCUCUACGACUUCACGGCCCGCAACUCCAACGAGCUGUCCGUGCUCAAAGACGAGGUCCUAGAGGUGGUGAGAGACGGGCAUCAGUGGUGGGAGCUGCGCAGCUCCCGGGGAGAGCUGGGCUACGUGCCCUGCAACAUCCUGGUGGAGGCACGGCCCGAGGAGGCAGGCCGGCCGCCCGAGCAGCCCGGGGUGAAGUACUGGGGUCCUGCCAGCCCCACGCACAAGGUGCCCGCGGGGAUCUCAGGACACAAAAACGAGGUGAUGGACGAGGUGAACAACGAGCUGCAGCUCAAGAUCCACCACUUCAAGUCGCAGCCGCCGCAGCCGCCGUCGCAGCGGCCCUUCCGCGGGGAGCGCAGCCAGCCGGCGCGGCCGCCGCUGGCCUUCGAGUCGGGCCCCGAGCAGGUGCACGCGUGGCUGCGCGCCAAGGCCUUCAGCGCGCGCACCGUGGAGCACCUGGGCGUGCUGACGGGCGCGCAGCUCUUCUCGCUCACCAAGGACGAGCUGCGCACCGUGUGCGGCGACGAGGGCGCGCGCGUCUACAGCCAGCUCGCCGUGCAGAAGGCCGCGCUCCAGGACGCGCAAGGCGACUCGGAGCUGCAGGAACUCUUGACCAAGUUUAGCUCCAUGAGCCAGCGGCGGAUGGAGGACGACGACCGCUAG